Molecule: messenger RNA, 825 nt
Organism: Humulus lupulus (European hop)
Lineage: Eukaryota; Viridiplantae; Streptophyta; Magnoliopsida; Rosales; Cannabaceae
Product: peptide methionine sulfoxide reductase B1, chloroplastic
Exons: 5
Coding region: 34-645 (203 amino acids)
Biological process (GO): protein repair; response to oxidative stress
Cellular component (GO): cytoplasm
Molecular function (GO): peptide-methionine (R)-S-oxide reductase activity
Source: RefSeq, a predicted model, not a curated record
GAAGCUAUUAUAGUCCUUGUUCUAAGCUCAAAAAUGGCUCCUUUACAUUGUUUAAGCUUACAAACCACAGCUGCUUUCAUUUCUUCCAAAACCCCUACCGAAUUCGGGUCGAAAUCCAAGCUUUUGGUUCUGGGUUCUCCGUCUUUGGCCAAACCCAGAAAGCCUUGCUUCACUGUUCGUGCCAUGGGUUCCUCUUCUUCUUCCCCAAAACCUGACAGCAAUAUUCAAGAGGCAGGAGCAAUUGACUAUAAAUCUUUAAGUGAUCAAGAAUGGCAGAAGAAGCUAAGUGGGGAGCAAUUCUACGUUGCUCGUCAAAAGGGCACAGAGAGAGCAUUUACUGGGGAAUUCUGGAACACCAAAACGCCAGGAACAUACCAUUGCAUAUGUUGUGACACACCACUCUUUGAAUCAUCGACGAAAUUUGACAGCGGAACUGGUUGGCCAUCUUACUACCAGCCUAUAGGAAACAAUGUGAAGUCAAAGUUAGAUUUGUCUGUUAUUUUCAUGCCUCGCCAGGAAGUUAUUUGCCAAGUUUGUGACGCUCAUCUCGGCCAUGUCUUUGAUGACGGGCCACCACCCACCGGAAAACGUUACUGUAUCAACAGUGCAUCUCUGAAACUAAAGCCAAAAGUAGAAAGCAACUAGAAAGGGAAAGGGCAAUCUUUUGUAAGCAAAAUAUGAGAAUAUGUAUUAAAUAAGAUGAAGAGAAGCACUUGGAUCUGUCUGCAGCUCCAGGUUCUUGUGGGUUUUUCCCAGUUAUGAUGAGAAUAUGUAAUAAUGAAUACAUUACUUGUUACAGUUUAAUACUUGUAGAUUUUGUACCAA